This is a messenger RNA of Aplosporella prunicola CBS 121167, 1230 nucleotides long. RefSeq lists its product as uncharacterized. The transcript has 3 exons. NCBI's taxonomy places the organism in Eukaryota, Fungi, Ascomycota, Dothideomycetes, Botryosphaeriales, Aplosporellaceae. The record is from RefSeq and is a predicted model, not a curated record. The coding region runs from base 1 to 1230 and encodes 409 amino acids.
AUGUCUUCAGAUAUCCCCGAGUAUUGGUCUGAGGAAAUGCCAUUUGUCGAUGUCGAAGACCCGGAAUCCUGGCUUAAGGAGACUGAGGGCACGCUAUUUACCUCAGAACAUUGGUAUGCGCGGGAAGCGGAAGAGUUGGAAGAUUUAAGAGAGAGCGAGACAUUCAGAAUGCUGGAAGCACUGGUACAGCAGCCUGAUGUGUCUCCAGAAGACGCCGUCCAGCAUCUCGUGGACCGUAUCUUGAAUGCAUUGAAACCAGACAACGGUUAUGAGUUUCUCCCAUGUGAUGGUAUAGCUAUAUGUACCAUUGAAGUGGCCAUUCGCACUUCCCCGGAAAAGCAGCGUAAGCUCAUCGACAUGCUGCUCCUGUUGCAGGAUACCACUGUAAUAAACCCAGCUACAGGCGCGCCGGUGAUAGUUGAGCAUGACUCUAUAAACCUUGGUGUCGCUUUCAGAGACCUGCCAUCCUUUGGUUACAUACUCACCGACAACGUUAAUGCGCACAGCAUGGAUAAACCUGCCCAUCUCCCCGAGGUUGAGCAGCACUGGGUUAAUCACAUGACAUUCCUGGCACAAGUUAGCGCUGCUGAAGUCAGAACCGAUAUCCGAAGCAUCUGCGGGAGUUGCAAGGCACUUAAGUCACUUACCAUCGAGUGGGGAAGCAUGCCAAUAGACAAUUCAGACAUUGACAUCGAGGUUUUUGGCCCAGCAUUCAGCAUCCAACGCGAUUCACUCGAGCAUUUGGUUAUCGACAUGAGCAAUUGCUUCCUUAACCCAGUCAUACCGAAGCCUAUCGGCUCUCUGAAGUCGCUUCAUCGCCUCAAGUCUCUUGAGGUUAACGCGGUGUUCCUUACCGGGGUGGAGCGUCAAGAUAAAGAGCCAAGCUAUGCUCUUCUUGCUGAUGUGCUUCCUCAAUCCCUUGAAGUCCUCCGAAUCAAUCCGAAUAGCCAGGGCGUCAAUAACUCACUAUGGUGGGUAUUUCCCCAUUAUCUCACCGCCCUCCACGAUUGGCUCUUCGCUCUUGUGUCGAUCUGUGCUGGGGGUUCUUUACCGAAACUCGGCCGCAUCGAAUUGAGGCCAAAUCUCAGACCUUUUGGAGUUAUACCGUACGCUCACGAUAAUUCGCCGUUGCUGGAGGCGCUCGAGUUCCGCCUCCUCACCAACCACGCGACUCUGAACAACCUGUGCACCCGCUUUUCCAAAUGUAACAUCGAGCUACUGGUCGAGUAA